UAGUGAAGGAAGGAACGAAGAGGGAAUCAGUCAGUCGGUAGUAGAGUUGCGCCGCGCUCGCACGUUGCCCCAGCGAGCGCCUUAGCUAGACAGCCAGCCUGCGUGCGUGAGUUGCGAAGUUCAAAUUCGGUCAAAUGAGUGUGACACCCUCGGCCCGCGCAUGGACACCUGCGAAAUGCACAAAUAGCGGCCUCGGGACCACUCUACCGGACGAUCGCGAGUGAAAUUUCGUCUCAACCGCCCUCCAAUUGAUCGUAAUCAGCGCGGUACCACCACAGGUCGCCAACAUUUCCCCAUCCAGGAGGAUCGUGUUUUUUUCGUCCGCGUGCUUGUGUGUGUUGAUUUUUGUAAUAAUGUGCGUUCGGUUCUAUUCCUGGCUGAUGGUGGCGUUGGCACUCAUGAUGUCUUCAGGACAGGCUGAAGACGUAUCUGGGUUGAGUACUAACAAGGUGGUCACGGAUCCUCUCGACUUUAGUCCCGUUUUCAAUGAAAACACAUUGCUAAGGAGCCAGUUCGAUCCUGAUUAUAGUCUAGGAAUGCGCCGUGUUAAUCUGACUGACCGGAGAGUAACCUGCAAUGACGGGUCGCCUGCAGGCUACUACAUCAGAAAAACUCCAGGGAGCAGAAGAUGGAUCAUAUUCCUGGAAGGUGGCUAUUAUUGCUCCGAUUAUGCCUCUUGUGUUUACCGGUGGGAGAAGUCACCAUACCUCAUGAGCUCGAAAAAUUGGACUGAUAUUCGGCAUGUUGGAGGAAUAUUGUCGCCAAACUCGGACGAGAAUCCCUACUGGUGGAAUUCCAAUCACGUGUUGGUUCCCUACUGCUCAAGUGAUUCGUGGAGUGGCGCUACAGGUCCUGAUCCUGGCGCUUCGGGUUAUCCUUGGAAGUUGCGCUUUAACUUCACUUCAGAUAACUUCUCCAGAUUAUCCUUCAUGGGUUCCUACAUAGUCAGUCAGGUGGUCAGCGACCUCCUUCCUCGGGGGCUCACUAGCGGAACCAAACUCAUUUUGGCAGGCAGCAGUGCCGGCGGGAUUGGAGUCAUGCUUAAUUUGGACAGAGUGGCAGAUUUUCUGCGCGAAUCCGCUCCAAGACUGGAUGUGAGGGGCCUGUCUGACUCAGGAUGGUUCAUCGACAGGGCCCCCUUCCCCAACUCACCCGAUUCAGAGUGCAGGGAACAGGGAACAUGCAAGGCCGGCCCAGCCACAAUGGUCAUUCAAAGAGCGAUGAACUUCUGGGAUGCCCAAGUGCCAGAAAACUGUGCCCUUCAACACCCACACGAAAAAUGGAGGUGCUUCUUUGGCCAGUCUGUCUACCCAUCGAUAAAAACGCCACUAUUUAUUUUCCAGUGGCUCUUUGACGAGGUUCAAAUUGCUGCUGAUAAUGUCGGACCUCCUACCACAAGGAAGCAAUGGAAUUACAUCUAUGCGAUGGGGCAAAGCCUCCGCAAAUCGAUGCAAAAUGUCACGUCUUUCUUUGUGCCACCGUGCAUUUCUCACACUGUUCUCACAUCCAAAGAUUGGAGACACGUGCAAAUCAACAUGCACAGUCUGCCAGAGGUUCUAGCUUGUUGGGAAUUGCAACUGACGGAUAAGGUCGCCAACAAGCACUUAUUCAGCCCCCUGAAAAACAAGCAUCAACCCAGGCACAGACAUGGCGUCCCCCGCAACUCAACCUUGCUGUCGUACAUGUUGGCUGACCAACCAGCGGAAACUAGGAAGAUUGUGACUAGGACCAACGUAGAUCUUUCCAAUAGGCGUAUCAAGGGAAAAAAGAAUCGGUGCAAGCGGAAUCGAAAAAACAAGGAAAAAGAUGAGCAGGACGGAAACGGGAACGGUCGAAAAGGCGAAAGACGGUGUCAAAACAAGAAUAAGAAAAAUAGGGACAAUAAACGUGACAAGCUCAAUCAACGAAAUAAUGGAGGAAAAAAGAGAAAGGACCAAGGCAAGAAUAGCAAGCGAGACCUUAACUACAAUAACAGACGAGGACACAGGUCGCUGAAUGGUCAAUGCAAGUUUCGAGAUUUCCAGAGCUGCAGCUGGCCCCAGUGCAGUCUCACAUGUCCAAAGUUGUACAACCCGUACACAGGAGAAGGGAUUGAUUUUCUCGAUCUGCUAAAGUCAUUCGGCAUGAGUAUGGACACCAUGCUCAAUGCGUUUGGAGUCGACGAGGACACCCUUCAUAAUAUGGAACACAAAGACCUUCUCAACAUGUUGACCCAAAAGGAAAAAUGAGAUGCCAUAGUUGAUUGUUGUCCACCAAAUUAAAUGAAGUACUUAAAAGUCGUCGAAAAAAACUGGUAAAUUAGUCAUACGAAAUUUAGGAUAUUUCAUUGUAUACUCAAAAUUACAUUAAAAAUACUCACUAGGCAAUGCGCAUAUCUAGGCCAGGACAUUAGGUAUAAUUUUUGUAGAAAUGAGAAACAUCUUGUUCUCUGCAGUCGUAAACAUUAGGGCAGCUGUUUCAGUUUUAUAUUAUUUAAACAACCAAAGGUGUGAUUAUUAUUUAUUCAUCUUCUAUUCUCUAGAAAUAUGGAAUUUCAUUUAUUUUUGUAUAAAAUUCAAUCUUUUUAAUUUUAGAAGCGAGUCCCUGAAAAAUGUGAUACAUCAACUCGAGGAAAAUUAUGGCAGGGCUCUCAUUUUUAUAUCGCAGAUAUCUGGUGUAGUUUUAAACAACAGCGCUAAUUUAUGUCCAAUGAUUGAAGCUGUAAGCCGUAUUUAACAUAAUUUUAAGAAUUUCAUCACCUACCUCCAUGUGUAAUCUUUGAGGGAUUAUGCAUCUCAGAGAAGUACAAAAGCUGUUGCAACCCACACAUUUAAUUUGUAAUGUAUAUGUAAAGUGUGUCUGUAACACAGUGCGAGUUACAAUUUCGAUACUGUGCGUGUGUGCAUUGUUUAGUUUCAAGUUAAAAAUAACUUACGACGAUGAAAAAAUAUAUAUUUGAAAAUCACAAGAUGUUCAAUUAUUUCCAAAUUCCAUUCUAUAUAUCAAUUGAUCAAUAAUUGAAGAUACUAGCUGUCACCAAUUCUUAACUGAGAAGAGAUCAAAAUCAAAGAUGUAAUGAAUCAGCACACCACAA
Messenger RNA from Cloeon dipterum, 3073 nucleotides. It is a transcript of the gene Notum, whose product is annotated as palmitoleoyl-protein carboxylesterase notum. The transcript has 13 exons. Gene Ontology annotation, molecular function: hydrolase activity. The coding region runs from base 354 to 2228 and encodes 624 amino acids. The record is from RefSeq and is a predicted model, not a curated record. Lineage: Eukaryota; Metazoa; Arthropoda; Insecta; Ephemeroptera; Baetidae.